AAGUACUAUAUUUGUGUCGUAUCGAAACUUUAUGGGAUAUUCAUCUUUUGAGGAAACUUCGCAGACACCGGUUGUUAUAAAUAGAACAUGAACAUGAUUGUUAUUCAUAAAUUUGACACAUUUUGAACCAGUUUGUUAACGAUGUUUUCAAAUAAGAGAAAUGCAAUUCCAGGAACCAUCACACGUUCUAGUGGAAACAGUUUCUUUGAUGACGAAGAUGAUGAUGGUGUCGUAAUAUCAGAACUUCAAAAUUCCUCUCGACCAUUCAACUUGUAUUCAGCUCUUGAAAGCUUCGGGGAUACAAUUACUGAAGAAAAUGAAGAUUCUUUUGAUGAUCCGUGCAGUCCGCAAAUACACACUCCAAUCAACAACGACAAAGACAAAAGUACUUUAGAAAAUUCAAUUACAAAGAAAAUUGAAAACCUCAGAUUAACUGCUAAAUCUGAUAAUGCUAAUGUGAAAUCAGUCAAACGAUUUUCUUACAAAGAAAAUUCAGAAAUAAGAAAAGGCCGAAAGAAUAAUCAUACGAGGAUGCAUAACUCAGAUAAAAGUAUAAUACAUCAAGAUUUGUCCUGUGUUAAACGAAGGUCUAGUUUAAAGGAUGUAACACAAAUGUUUCCUUGUGGAUGCGAUGAACAUUCGACAAACACGGAAACAAAGAGUAAUAUGGAUUUUAAAGAAUUUAACAGAUGCGUGCAAUUUGAUAAUUCGGUGCUAAAAGACUCGCAAUAUAUGAAAAGAAGGUCUAGUUUCAGCGAGAUAUCACAAAUGAUUGCCUCUAAUAAGAAUGACAAUAUAAAAGACAUUAGAGUGAAAAGCAGUCAUGUAGAUAAAUCCUGGAUUGAUCGUGACGGUCGAUUUUCUGAAUUGAAUAAACAAUCGAUGGGUAAAGAUGUAAAACAAACGAAAAGACGGUCAAGUUUAGAUGAUUUAAAUAAAGUUUCAUCUACAUUUCCAUCCGAAAAAUACACAAGUGAUAACAAAAAAUUAGAAAUAAAAGACAAUGUGAUUUUCCAAUUUUAUCAAUCGGAUGGUAUCGAUUCAAACGAUAUAAUAUCGAUACCACAAAAAUCAGCGACUAAAGCAGCAUUACGAAGUACAAAAAGUGCUAUAAACAUGCGCGAGUUCUUGAUUAGCUCAAAAAUACAUAUUGUUUCAUCAGAAAAAAGGAUGCUAAAUUGUUCGGAAGGCCAAACAAUAAUAGACAAAGUUGCAAUGACCGCUGCCGCACACGAUUCAGGAGGGGCGAUAAAAGAUGACAACGCUUUGCAAAGAAAAAAGAAUGAGAAUAAAGUCGACAAAUCAGUUCAUUUAAUUUCAGACAGUUCUGUUAUUAAGAAUGCCGAAUUUAAAACUGGAACGGGUAAUAGUGAUAUUCAAAACAAUGAUCUGAAUUCAUUUGAAAAUAAUUCCGUCCAAACUAAACCAUGGGAGUGGUUAGCUAAAAGCAAAAUUCGACAAAGUAAAAGAGAACAUCAUAUGAUUUCUCCUGCCUGUUUUUGAAUUUUUCAAUGUUGAAUUAAAUUAAAAUGACU
Molecule: messenger RNA, 1535 nt
Organism: Mytilus californianus (California mussel)
Lineage: Eukaryota; Metazoa; Mollusca; Bivalvia; Mytilida; Mytilidae
Exons: 3
Coding region: 142-1503 (453 amino acids)
Source: RefSeq, a predicted model, not a curated record